AUCACAGCCAGAAAGCCAGAAAUGUGUAUCUCAAUUUAGAAUCAUAAAAAGGACUAUUAAAUAAGAGUAACUAACAGGAUGUCAAGUACAAUAGGAACAACAAUGGCUAGCACCAUGACCUCUGCAUCUGGAAUGGAAACGCAAGCUCUCAAAUUUGGAUUAGCGGACUACUUGGUAUUCGUCAUCAUGUUGUGUGCCUCGGCGGGUAUCGGUGUCUAUUUUGGUUUCUUCUCAAAGGCCAAAAAUACCACCGAGGAAUAUUUGCGCGGUGGCAAAAAGAUGCAGACCUUGCCCAUAGCCAUAUCAUUGGUGGCAAGUCAAUUAUCUGGCAUAGCUAUUAUGUCCAUUCCGGCCGAGAGUUAUACAUAUGGAUUUAACUACAUUUUCGUAGUACUCGCCAUGUUUGCGGUUGUCCCGAUUCUUAUCUAUAUAAUAGUACCCGUCUUCUACGAUAAUAAUGUCUCAAAUUGCUAUGAGUAUUUAGAAAUGCGUUUCAAUAAACGUACAAGACAAUUGGUUACCCUGACAUUUGUAUUGAACUCCUUCCUUUUGCUGCCCGUCUAUAUGUUCAUUCCAUCAUUGGCAUUUUCUCAAGUAUCUGGUCUAAAUAUUCACUUGAUCAAUUUAAUGGUAUCAUCCAUUUGUAUAUUUUACACAAUGCUGGGUGGGAUCAAGGCUGUGGUCUGGACAGAUGUGGUACAGGGUAGCAUAAUGCUCCUGUCUGUGGUGAUGGUCGGAGUCCUUGGCACAUUACGCACCGGGGGCAUCAGCGCUGUCCUGGAAUAUGCCUCAGAGGGUGGUAGAUUGAAUUUGGACUUUAGGCUAGAUCCACGCAUUCGUAUGUCCUUCUGGAGUGCCAUGACUGGAGGAAUUUUCAUGUGGACUGGUCAUAUCGGUCUCAAUCAGAGCUGUGUGCAACGCAUUGUCUCUCUACCAUCUUAUUUCAAUGCUAAGAAAGCUUUGAUUCUUGCCGGAAUUGGUUUUGUUGCCAUUAGUUUUUUUAAUACCAUUUCUGGCACUAUUAUGUUUGCGCGCUACUUUGGAUGUGAUCCCAUGUUGGCUGGUCUCGUAAGUAAACCAGACAAAAUGAUGCCGUUCUUUGUUCAGGAUAUUAUGGGCCAUUUAUCUGGCAUGCCCGGCGUAUUCAUAUCCUGUGUAUUCAGUGCUGCUCUCAGCUCACUUUCUGCCACCCUCAAUUCACUUGCCGGUGUGGUCUAUUUCGAUUAUAUCAAGCCACAUAUUCGUCAUACAGAGGCACGAGCUAAUUUAACCAUGAAACUGGUUAUCAUUGUCAUGGGUGGCUAUUGCAUUUUGGGCGGCUUUAUUGUGGAGAACUUUGCAUCCAUUUUGCAGACCACGGUCACAAUUACGGGCAUUAAUACCGGAGCUGUGGUUGGCGUUUUUCUUCUGGGCAUGUUUAUGCCUCGUUGCAACAGCAAAGUGGCUUUCUCUGGCAUGCUCUUCAGUAUAAUUGGCAUGUUUUGGAUCAUUUAUCAGGCCCAGAUGAACUUUAAAGAAGGACUGAUUAAAUAUCAAGUCAUGCCCAAUACGGUGGAUCAGUGCGAAGCUCGUGGUCUACAUAUGAUUGCCAAUGCCUUAAAUCACACUGCACUGGCCACAACACCAGCAACACCAAUCAUCAGCCAUCCAACUAAGUUUACUGGCGCCUUUGAAAGUAAUCGUGACUUUUCCAUCUAUGAUGUCUCAUUCUAUUGGUACAAAGUGAUCGGCGCAGCUUUGGUCUUUCUCUGGGCAGUGCCCAUGAGUUAUGUCUGGAAGUUGGAUAAAGAUGAGAAACAAAAUCCCAAAUUAUACUCACCAAUUGUACGCAAAUUUCUGAAUACUUCAGAACCAGCUAAAGAAAUGGAGGAUAUGCCACUUAAGAUAUCAAAGGAGCAUUUUGAUCAUACGAUAAAUAUUACUGAGAAAGAAAAUGGUCAUUAAUUCGUUUUAAGAAUUUUCUUUAGGUAAAUGCUAACACAUUAUAAAAUAAAUACUAC
Messenger RNA from Drosophila willistoni, 2000 nucleotides. Its product is annotated as sodium-coupled monocarboxylate transporter 2. The transcript has 8 exons. The coding region runs from base 79 to 1944 and encodes 621 amino acids. Gene Ontology annotation, cellular component: membrane. The record is from RefSeq and is a predicted model, not a curated record. Gene Ontology annotation, biological process: sodium ion transport; transmembrane transport. Lineage: Eukaryota; Metazoa; Arthropoda; Insecta; Diptera; Drosophilidae. Gene Ontology annotation, molecular function: symporter activity.